AAUUGUGGUAGGAAUUUUUUGGAAUUUUCUCCAGCUCGUCUGGCGAUAAGAUGACAUGUGAGGGCAGCAAAUAAAGUUAACAGAGGUUUAUUUUUUAAAGAUCUUUAGUUUUUUCUACUUCUCAAAACUCGAAAAGAUGAUGGACAGUCUGGUUUGCAGGGAGUCUUACAGCUCUCGAGCCCGUCCGCUGAGGUACCUGAGGAGAAGCGAUGGAACUAUUCAGGUUUCCUCGGACGGAGGCAAAAACCAAGCGUUCCAGUCACUUGCCCAGACGUUUAGGACGGUGUUUCUACCCCAAGGCUACCCUGAGAGCGUCAGCGAAGAUUACCUGGAGUACCAGAUAUGGGACACAAUUCAGGCAUUUUGCAGCAGUAUCACUGGCACUUUGGCCACACAGGCCAUGCUGAAGGGAGUAGGCGUGGGUGAUUCAACAGCCACGGCAGCAGCAGCAACAAUUACGUGGCUGUUGAAAGAUGGUACAGGGAUGUGUGGCCGGAUACUGUUUGCAUGGUACCAGGGAUCAAGUCUUGACUGUGAUGCAAAAAGGUGGAGGUUAUUUGCUGACAUUUUGAACGAUACAGCCAUCUGCAUUGAGUUAGUGUCGCCGUUAUUUCCGAAAUACUUCACAGCGAUUGCCUGCAUCUCUGGAGUCUGCAAGUCUAUUGUGGGCGUGGCUGGAGGGGCAACGAGGGCGGCACUGACCCUGCACCAAGCCAGGAGAGACAACAUGGCCGACGUCAGUGCCAAAGACGGAAGUCAGGAAACGUUAGUCAACCUGGCGGCGUUGUUGGUUGGUCUGUUCCUUACUCCAAUGGUGGCCGGAAAUCCAAUGUUGACAUGGUUCCUCUUUUUCCUGUUCACGUUCCUCCAUCUUUACUCCAAUUACCGGGCCGUUACCUGCGUCGUCAUGGAAACGCUGAAUCAAUCCCGGUUGCACAUCGUCUGCCAGGAGCACCUCGGCUCCGUGGACAGUCACAUUAUGAGUCCGGCCGCCGCAAACGCACUGGAACCGGUCGUAUGGAGACUUAGCCGGCCACUGCGUGUCAACUUGGGUGUUCAGUUCGGUUGGCUUGUCAAAAGGUCGCCAGAUAUGGAAAAGUGUCUCUAUAGCAACAGAAACCAAAAAUUCUUAAUCGGCCUCAACAGACAAACAGGGUCAAUAAAUAUAGUGCUGCAUAGGGACUGUUCAGCGGAUGAUGUCAUCAAGGCCUGCUUCCAAGCUGAGAUCAUACAACAUGCGACGAAACAUGUGCAGCGAGAAAGUCAGGUACAGAGAUCAGAUCCUUUAGGGAUCAAGCCAGUCUUCUAUCACGAAAUCAGAGAUCUUCUUGCCAAGGGAAGUCACAUGACCCCCGAUGACUGCUGGGAAGCAGUCCGGCUGUCGGGCCUGAUCAGCGACAACCUCUUCCCACAAUUCAUUGCGGAGCUGGAGAUGGCGGGCUGGGUCAUAGGUCAAUCGUUGUUAGGGCCUGACGAGUGGAGAGCGGAGUGGAGCCUAGAAGGCAUGGCAGAAAAGAAAGUGUAUUGAAAGUGGAAAAAAGCGGACCGCAAAUUUCGGAGAUUGCCCAUGAAAUAAGUGUGCUACGGGUGUGCCAACUAAAAGUCUUCGAAACAAAUGUAUAACAUAAAGUGUAUGUAUCAUUGUGGCUCAUUAGGAGGUUAUUUGUAUUGUUUCAUUGUCAUGAAACGAGAUUGGAUGCCAGUCCAUCGCAGGUUACUUCCAAGCUAAUGCCAGUAUACAUGUAUACUCCUGGGUUGAGAGAAGCGAGUUGGAGCAAUGUGGCUUGCCCAAGGACACAGUGACUAUUGCCAGCAACUGGUUUUGAACUACGGUCACGAGUCGGCUAAUAAUGCUGCUGCUCAUUUUAUUUCUCCUGGGUGGUGAGUGGCAUCAUGGAGCUAUGUAGCAUGUUGGGGUAAUGUGGCUUGCCCAAGGACACAACAUAUGGCCAGCAGCUGGAUUUGAACCCCCUGACCUUCUGAUCACAAGUCAGGUCACGAGGAUAAACAGUGAAACAAUGUCAAAGGAAUGUCUUUUUUUUCACAGGAGUACAUUUGUCACAUUUGAGAGCGGAUGGACUGAGAUAACAACUCUAUUUGUGGCGGGCUAUAACGCCCUCUGUUGACCAUAACAAAAUAAGAUCUUGUCACCUCAUAGGUAACAUAAUGGCUGACUUCCCGCAUUAAUCCUGAUAAGGUGCCAAAAUGACCUUUGUUAAAAAGUAACUUUUAACUAGUUGUAUUUUAUCCCCAUAUUAGUGUUACUAGUACCGACAGUUUAAGUUACUUGGGUCAUCUUACUUUUUAUAAUGUGCCUUAUCCAAUUAAAAAAAUUUAUCUAUACCCUAAAUUUUGAGUAAAAACGAUGUCAUUGAACCCAAGUACCUACAAAUAAACUCACUUUGGUUAGCACAUAUUGAUAUUUUUGCCCCCUUAUUUGAAUGAUAUAUUCACCAUUCCUUGUAUAAAUCGUUGUCCAUACUCCAAAAGUUGGAUAUAAAUAUAGAGACCGCGACGACCAAUGUA
Messenger RNA from Patiria miniata (bat star), 2526 nucleotides. RefSeq names its product RUS family member 1-like. The coding region runs from base 137 to 1528 and encodes 463 amino acids. The record is from RefSeq and is a predicted model, not a curated record. NCBI's taxonomy places the organism in Eukaryota, Metazoa, Echinodermata, Asteroidea, Valvatida, Asterinidae. The transcript is spliced from 14 exons.